Molecule: messenger RNA, 651 nt
Organism: Camellia sinensis
Lineage: Eukaryota; Viridiplantae; Streptophyta; Magnoliopsida; Ericales; Theaceae
Source: RefSeq, a predicted model, not a curated record
AUGGCAUCACAAUUUGUUUUGUUAUUAGGAUUAUUGGCAAUAACUUGUCCGGUUGCUUUUGCAUUUGAUAAUAGUCCUCUUCAAGAUUUCUGUGUCGCAGACAAUAGUAGUUCAGUGCUAGUGAAUGGUUUGGUGUGCAAGGAUCCGAAGCUUGUACAAGCCAACGAUUUCUUAUUUAGAGGGCUACAUUUACCAGGCAAUACAUCGAAUGCAGUUGGAUCGAAGGUGAAUUUAGUAAAUGUUGGACAAUUUCCAGGGCUUAACACUUUUGGCAUUUCCAUGGCCCGCGUUGACUAUGCACCAUUGGGUAUCAACCCUCCCCACAUACAUCCUAGGGCCACUGAAAUUUGGACUGUUAUUGAAGGGAGCCUACAAGUAGGGUUUGUUACCUCCAACCCAGAAAAUCGUUUCAUCACAAAGCUACUUCAGAAGGGUGAUGUGUUUAUAUUCCCGAUGGGUCUUAUCCAUUUCCUGCGUAAUGUUGGACAUGGUAAUGCAGUAGCCAUUUCAGCACUUAGUAGCCAAAAUCCAGGUAUUAUUACCAUUGAAAAUGCUGUCUUUGGGUCAAAACCUACAGUCUCCAGUGAUCUUCUCUCAAAGGCCUUCCAAGUGGAUAAGAAUAUAAUUGUUCGCAUGCAGUCUCAAUUCUAA